AUGCAUGGGAGAAGAGCAAACAAUUCUAAAGAUGAGAAUAUAAAAUUAGAAAAAGUCAAAGAAUUAAUCCCAUUAGUAAAUGAUUUAAUUAAAAAGAAGAGAGCAAAUAUAUAUGAAAAGGAAUACGUUGAUAUAACAACGGCUAUUUUAAAAAAAUGCCCUUAUCUCCAAACACUGUGGAAUUAUAGGAGGGAAUAUUUUGAAUCCAUAAAAGAUGAAUACGUAAAUGUGAAUGUUGAUACUAACGAUGUUAAGGAAGAUGCGGACAAAAAGAAUUGCUCUAAACAGCGCUUGAACGAAUUAAAAAAGAUGAUGCAAAACGAAAAUAUAAUGAUUGAAGAAAUCCUGAGUAGAUUUAACAAGUGCAACGAAUUGUGGUUUCAUAAAUUAUGGGUAGUAAAAUAUUGCUUGAAAAAUAAUUUAACAAAUAUUCAAGAUUUACUAGAAGAGCUAAAAUAUUGUAAAGGUUCCUUUUAUAAAGAUGACAGAAAUUACCAUUGUUGGAAUUACAGGUCUUAUGUAAUUGCGUGUAUAUAUAUAUCAAUAAGAAAGAAUGAAAGGGAAAAAGUAGGAGGUAAUAAUAGAGUUGAACAAAAUGAAAGUAAUAACGUUAUUGCACAAGAUUGUAAUAAUUUUAAUGUACAUAGAUUGAAUUACGAACUAUCGAAAGAACUAAUUGAACACAAUUUUUCAAAUUUUUCUGCUUGGUUUUUGAAAUAUUCUUUGAAAGAAUCGUUUAUCAAUAUAAAUGAUGAGUUAAACUUAAUAAAAAAUGCAAUUUUUACAGACCCAUUUGAUCAAAGCUUAUGGGAGUUUUAUAGAUGGUUCCUUUUUCAAAAAGGGAAUUACAAAGAAGAAAUUUUUUUUAUCCUAUUACAAGAUAAUUCUAUUUAUUUUUUUUUUCAAAACUUAGUUAAAGUAAAUGUGGAUAAAUCUAAGUGUUACAAUUUAAAUAGUGAGGAAAUAAGUGGAGUCUGGAAUAAACAAUUAAUUACUAUGAACAAUCCACUGGACAAUUUGGAAUCUUAUGUAUACAUUUUUAAAGCUAAUGAAAAAUUUUCUCUAAGUCAUUUCACAUAUCUAAAGUUUUCUUUAUAUUAUUUUAAAUACAAUAUAUAUGAACAUGAUAAAAUAAAUUAUGGAAAAAACAUAUUACAAGAUUUGCUAACUGGUUGUGAUUAUUCUUUAAAGGAAGAAAACCAAUUUGAAUAUAGCAUAGUGUACGAAAUUAAUUUUCAGUACUUUUCAAAAAAUGAACAUUUUAAAUUAUUACAAGAUUAUAACAAUAAAAAUAGAAAAAGCUGUCGUUUCUCAAGUAAAAAAGAUUGUACAAAUAUUUAUGCUAGUUUAUAUGAAUAUAUAAAUUAUUCCAAUAUUCUCUUAAGUACAGCAAGAAAUAUGGAUUUUGGUUUGUUGCAAUCUGAACUUGAACAAAUAAAUGAAUUACUAUAUUUAGAGAGUAACUGCAAGUUUGCAUUAUUUACAAAAUUUGAAAUAUUAAAAAGACUGGAAAAAUUCGACCAAAUGUUCCAAUUACUUGAGCUGUUGAAGAAUGUUGACCACAUCAGGGUGCAGUACUACAAUGACUGGGAAGUAGAACUAAGGAUACAAAAAAAAAUAUAUAACUACUACCAGGAUUCCGAAAUAGAUGAUAGCAAUAAAGUGUUAGACCUGAGUGGUUUAAAUAUUGACCGUAUAGAUUACCCCCUUAUGAUUGAGGCUUUUUUUAUACCGAAAAUUAAUUUGUCCAAUAAUCUUAUAUCAGUAUCAUGUACGGGUAAAUUUACUGUAAAUUUUUUGUAUAAUCUGAAGGAACUAGACCUAAGUAACAAUAAAAUAAAAAAUUUUGUUAACCUUAUGAAAAAUUUAUAUAACCUAAAAUUAUUGAAGAAACUUGAUGUGAGUAACAAUGAUUUAGUAAAUUUUGAUGAGGAUCUCGACAAUUUCGAGUUUGUUAUAUUACCUAUAUUGAAGGAAAUUAAUAUUAUGGAUAGUAAUAUUUCCACCCUAUUAAAUCAAAAAUACAAAGAUAAAAGUAAGUUGAAUACUUUUGAUGUUGUUCGGGAUAAGCACAAAAUGGUUUUAUCGAGAUAA
Molecule: messenger RNA, 2094 nt
Organism: Plasmodium malariae
Lineage: Eukaryota; Apicomplexa; Aconoidasida; Haemosporida; Plasmodiidae
Product: protein prenyltransferase alpha subunit, putative
Exons: 8
Coding region: 1-2094 (697 amino acids)
Biological process (GO): protein geranylgeranylation
Cellular component (GO): Rab-protein geranylgeranyltransferase complex; cytoplasm
Molecular function (GO): protein binding; Rab geranylgeranyltransferase activity
Source: RefSeq, a predicted model, not a curated record